Molecule: messenger RNA, 1225 nt
Organism: Chelonus insularis
Lineage: Eukaryota; Metazoa; Arthropoda; Insecta; Hymenoptera; Braconidae
Product: nucleoside diphosphate-linked moiety X motif 19-like
Exons: 5
Coding region: 136-1167 (343 amino acids)
Cellular component (GO): mitochondrion
Molecular function (GO): hydrolase activity, acting on acid anhydrides, in phosphorus-containing anhydrides
Source: RefSeq, a predicted model, not a curated record
ACUAAGACUUUAGAUGAAUUGCGAGAUGAACAAGUUUAUCAGUUAUAUGAGUUGAUGCUUGCAGCGACUGGUAAAUCAAAAAAUGAAAAACAUUAAAAUUACUAAAUGGUAAACAUUUGCUUGAUACAUAAAUAAAUGAUGUUACGUUGGAAAAAUUCAGCAAGUGUUAUUCUAGCAGCUAAUUUGAAACAUAAUUCGAUAGGAAAAUCUAUUCCAACGAGUUAUGAUUAUAAGCUUUUAUCUGUAAAACGCCAAAAAAACUCUUCAUUUCUACCUGGUAAUUAUGUCUUUCCUGGUGGAACAGUGGACGUUGCAGACCUAGAUGUGAAAUGGAAACACUUAUAUAAAAAAUAUGGAUUUGAUGACAGCGAAUUCUCGUCACUCUUUCCGAAGACUAACAAAACUCGACCUUGUAUAUUUGAAAUGGAAUCAAAUGAUUCUCAGCAAUUACCAAAAGAAAUAUCAUUGAGGAUAACAGCGGCACGUGAAACAUUUGAAGAGUGCGGAAUUUUACUUUGUAAAUCAGCAAAAAAAACGGCUAGUCCGGGUUGGAUAAAUUGUUAUUCAUUAAAUCAAACUAGUUUAGAAGAAUGGCAAAAAAAAGUGCAUAAAAAUGCUACUGAAUUUUACAAUUUGUGUGAAACUCUUAAUUGCUUUCCGGAUUUAUGGGCUCUAUAUGAGUGGGGAAAUUGGUUGACUCCCACUGCACUUAAUGGAAAACGUUUCAAUACGAUUUUCUUUAUCGCUUGUCUUGAAACUAUACCCGUAUCUAACCAUGAUGACAUUGAAAUUGAAGAAUUAUCAUGGAAUUUUCCAAAUGAAUUAAUUUCAUCUUCUGCUAAAUUCAAACUCGCACCUCCUCAAGUUUACGAGAUAUCAAGAAUUUCGAAAUUCAAUUUUUUUAAUGAUCUACUCCAUUAUGCAAUUGAUUUCAAUAAAACAGGCGUUGAUUUUAAAUUACCUGUGAUUGUAAAGCUGUCCGAUGGAGCUGUAUAUUUAUUACCUGGAGAUGCUGAUUAUCCAGCGAACGUAAAUCUAACAUCAUUUCAGCAAUUCGACUAUGCCAACAUAACUAUCGAUCAAUUCCGUGAUGCAACAGGAGCUAAACAUCGUAUGGAAUUCAGCAAAGAUUUAUCGAAGCCACGUAAAUUAUUACAAACUUGUUAAUUAUUUUUAAUUGUGUAUACACAUGCUCAAAUACAAUAUAUAUUUUCAUUCAAUUAAA